ACCAUUCUGAAACAGCAACGCUAAAGCACAUCGCGGCUUGCAAAGCGAUAGCUGCAGACGACAACGGCAAGCCCCCGCCACGGGCUAAAUUGGAUUUCGCUCCGGUCGCUUACGGACGUCCGUGCUUUGGGGAAACAGCUCCUCACCUUUGUAUUUGCAGGCGUUCCUGUUGCACUCUGGCUGUGCUAAGAUCGGAGGGGAGAGUCGCGGGCGAAGGACCAUGUGGUGAAAAGGACCUGUGAGCCGAGGAAGCUGUCGAGCCACCACGACACGCGCGCGCUUUACGGGGAGGGGAAAUCGUGGGUCUGGAAAGGAAAAGAAAGCUCCCAAGUUGGCGGCAGGCAGGACAGGACAGGACGGAACCGACCGUGCCUUUUUUUUGCAAAUACUCUUUUUCGAAGCCCUUCCGCGGCUCACAGGCGACGCUCUCCAGCAGUAUGGAUGCAGCGUGGGAUUGAAUUGUUGUGGAUCGAACGGAACCAGUUUUGCGAAACCAGCUUGAUCUCCUUUACCUGGCAGCCAAAAAUAAAAUAAAAUAUCGCCUCCUCUGGAUUCCCUGUAGCUGAGUGCCUGUCGGCUCGGCGGAGAAAACUGUUUGCUUCACGAACAAGUAACUUUGGAGAGGAGAGGCGGGCAACGCACCCCAUUGAAUGUUUAAGCUUCGGGAAGAAGGGUGUUUGGGGAGCAGGCAAGUUGGAUUUCCUUCUGCUCAGGAAGCAAGGCUUGGUGGUUGCCGUGUGUGCGUAGCAGGAGAGAAGAACACAGAACUUGGCCUCGCCAAUCAAAGGGGAGUUAGAGAUCAAGGACUGGGGGCGAGCCCCUCUCAAUUGGGAAUGAGUUCUCCAGCGUUUUAAGACUUGUCGCACGCUGCCUUAUGGAUCUAACUUAGCAGGGCGGUGCUUUCACGCGGAUUUGCCAUUCAAAUACGACUUCAGAUGCAUGCCAGGUUCCUGGUGAAUGCCAGAAGUAGAGAUCACUACAGAUGGAGUCCCAAGGUCAACAUGGCAGUGGCAGUUCAUUAAUUGUCCUUCAGCAGCCUUCUUUGGAUAGCAGGCAAAGGGUAGACUAUGAAAGAGAGGUCCAGCCAACAGCUAUCUUGUCCCUGGACCAGAUCAAGACCAUCAGGGGCAGCAACGAGUACACUGAAGGCCCAUCUGUGGUGAAAAAGUCUGCUCCACGGACAGCGCCUAGGCAAGAAAAGCAUGAAAGGACUCAUGAAAUCAUACCAAUUAAUGUGAAUAAUAAUUAUGAGCACAGACCCAACCAUCCUGGUCACUUGCUGCAUCAACAUAACUCGAGGGCCCCUGUGUUGAGUAGAUCUACGAGCACUGGGAGCGCAGCUAGUUCUGGAAGCAACAGCAGCGCAUCUUCAGAGCAGGGCCUGCUGCUGAGGUUACCCCCAUCUAGGCCAGGGCCAGGCCACAGGUCUGAAAGGCCAAUCUGGACGCAGCCCAAGCCGUCAACUCUAAUUGUAGAUGAACUGACGGGUCCCUUAAAAGAGGACUUGACGCAGUACAAAUUUAUCUGUGAACAGUGCGGGAAGUGCAAAUGUGGAGAGUGCACAGCACCCAGGGCCUUGCCAUCUUGCUUGGCCUGCAACAGGCAGUGCUUGUGCUCAGCAGAGAGUAUGGUGGAAUACAGCACUUGUAUGUGCCUGGUCAAAGGGAUCUUCUACCACUGUUCCAAUGAUGAUGAAGGGGACUCUUAUGCGGAUAAUCCUUGCUCUUGUUCUCAGUCACAUUGCUGGUCUAGGUACUUAUGCAUGGGAGCUAUAUCCUUGGUUUUGCCUUGUUUGCUCUGCUAUCCUCCUGCAAAAGGAUGCCUAAAACUGUGUCGAGGGUGUUAUGACAGGAUCAAUCGUCCAGGUUGCCGAUGUAAGAACUCCAACACUGUUUAUUGUAAGCUGGAAAGUUGCCCCUCUAGGGGUCAAGGCAAGCCCUCAUGAUUUAUGGAGGGAAAUGUUCGGUUCCUCAGACUCUUUCAGGUUGUGGCUGGCUUUUCUGUCUUGAUUGUUUCCCACCAAUCCAUCCUCCCCAUCAUUUUCUGUUCUUCCUCUAAUGUUCUUUCUUUCCUAUGCUGUAGUUUCUUUCAACCAGGGUAAAUCAGAGUGUUUCCUUGGUGUUCAGCAAGUGUGGCCCACAUACUUGCAUCUCAGUUCUUGACUUGGCAAGUAGUCUCAGGUUUGUGAGUAAUCCACUCCUGAAAGAAGUAAUGAGGGUAAUGGGCCAUUCUGAAGCCAUAUUACUCUGCAGACAACUUUCCAAAGAUGCUGUUUUGUUUGUUCUCUGCAACUCCUUUUUCACCACCCCACGCUUUCUUAAUGCCUUCCAAGCAAUUAUUUCAAGGUUUUUUCCCAUGAAAGAGUUGGAUUAUGAAACUUUUUUUUUUUUAAGGAAGCAUUUGUUAUAGUUGGUUUGGAAUUUAGUAAACCUUUUUCCCUGCCUUUUCUUCUUAGUGCAUCCUGCUUUUUCCUCUUCCUCCUUUAAAAAUUUCUGAGUCCAGUCUCUUGGGAUCCUUAUUUUAUUUAGAUUGGCUCCUUCACCUGUUAUUGCUUACUAGAAGGAUCUGCACACUGAAGACGUAAUGGCUUCAGAUUGCUUCAUUAGUUUCUAUAGCUUUUAUAUAUGUGCAGGGCCUUUUUGUUUUACGUCUCCGUUCUUUUGAUACUAAAGUUGUUGGUUUCUGCACAUCUGAGAAAUAAUCUUUGGGUAUCAUAAGUUUUAAGUUGUAUAAACAUUCUUUAGCCUCUUAACAUUUCUGUAUUUCUGUGGUUUAACAACAUUUAACUCAACCCUGUGCUUUCGUAACUU
Gekko japonicus is the source of this 2810-nucleotide messenger RNA. RefSeq names its product sprouty RTK signaling antagonist 1 (gene SPRY1). Bases 983 to 1945 code for a protein of 320 amino acids. NCBI's taxonomy places the organism in Eukaryota, Metazoa, Chordata, Lepidosauria, Squamata, Gekkonidae. Gene Ontology annotation, biological process: negative regulation of fibroblast growth factor receptor signaling pathway; negative regulation of MAP kinase activity; negative regulation of Ras protein signal transduction. Gene Ontology annotation, cellular component: cytosol; membrane. The record is from RefSeq and is a predicted model, not a curated record. The transcript is spliced from 3 exons.